Messenger RNA from Helianthus annuus (common sunflower), 957 nucleotides. RefSeq lists its product as uncharacterized. The record is from RefSeq and is a predicted model, not a curated record. The transcript has 3 exons. Bases 1 to 957 code for a protein of 318 amino acids. Lineage: Eukaryota; Viridiplantae; Streptophyta; Magnoliopsida; Asterales; Asteraceae.
AUGGAAGCAUUAUCCGGAGUUAUGAAAAAAGCCACCUCAAUCGGAUUGUUCAAUGGGAUUGAUGUCUCAUGUAACGGUCCUUCCUUAUCUCAUCUGAUCUAUGCGGAUGACGUGAUGUUCGUUGGUGAGUGGUCGCCUUCAAAUAUAAUUAAUCUACGGAGGAUGAUGAGAUGUUUUUAUCUUGCUUCGGGGUUAAAAAUAAACCUUGCUAAGUGUAGUAUUUUUGGUAUUGGGGUGGAAGAUCAGGAAAUUCAAGACACGGUUCUUCUAUUGGGUUGCAAACAAGCGGUUUUAGCGGGUGGGCAGAACAUUUCCUUUUGGCUGGAUAUUUGGGCCGAUUCUCUUCCUCUCUAUCUUAAAUUCCCAGCUUUGUUUAAGAUAGAGUCGGUGAAAGAAUGUUUGGUUGCUGACCGUAUACAUAUGGAUGAUAAUGAUAUUGUGUUGAACUGGGCUUGGGCUCGGCUAUUAGCUGGAGUGGAGGAACAAAAUCAAUUUCAGCAACUAGUUACUUUGAUAGGCUGUCCUAACAUGUCGGCUGGUUAUGAUGUUUGGAGAUGGCCUGAUAGUGUGUUUGAAUGGAAUAAUUGGGUGCCCAAAAAAGUGGGUUUGGUGGCUUGGAGGGCGGAUAUGGAGAGGUUGCCGACGAAGCAAGCAUUAGCGGCUCGGAAUGUGCAGAUUCAAGACAAGUUGUGCGUGUUUUGCGGCGAAUACGUUGAGACGUCGGAGCAUAUAUUCGUGUCAUGUCAUUUCGCUCAAGUAACCUGGCUAAAUUUAGCGACUUGGUGGGGUCUGCCGCCUAUCAUUGCUUUUGGUUUGAAAGAUUUAUUGACGGUACAUGGCUCAAACUCGGGCUCGGAGAAAAAGCGGAAAGCGAUACACGCUGUGGUUUUGGUGGCAAUUUGGAACAUAUGGAAAACGAGGAAUGAUGCUCUCUUUAGAAAUUUAACUCCAAACUGA